This is a messenger RNA of Puccinia graminis f. sp. tritici CRL 75-36-700-3, 702 nucleotides long. RefSeq lists its product as uncharacterized. Bases 1 to 702 code for a protein of 233 amino acids. NCBI's taxonomy places the organism in Eukaryota, Fungi, Basidiomycota, Pucciniomycetes, Pucciniales, Pucciniaceae. The record is from RefSeq and is a predicted model, not a curated record. The transcript is spliced from 5 exons.
AUGUCAUUCCUGAUUCCGACUCUUGAGGCUUACUCAAACAAUCCAAAUAAGAGUGGGGCACUCCCCAAAACUCUCUACUACAUUUCGUUGGAUGCUGUUGACAAACAGCCUGAUGAGUGGAGAGACGAUAACCUUCCUCCAAAGCAACUCAAAGGAGAGUCGGCAGCUUUGAAACUGUAUACUCAAGUUGUCGGCAAAUUAUUAAAACACCAACGCAGUCACCUACGUGUACUGAUUCUGACCAACAUCCUGGAGACCAAGCGAAUUGCGAUCACAGGCCCGGUCCCAAAUCGAUAUGCGCUGGUCACUUUGAUUUAUUCUGACCUCCCACCGGAAAACCAAAAAUGGACCGAAGAACAAAUAAAAAACCGAGUCGAAUCCAACUGGCUCAUGCGAAUUCGUAUGGCCUAUCUUCGUCUGGUCCUUGUCUACUUCUACACCCACCCAUCAUCAACAGGUACGCAAUGGGGUGUGAUUGACCAGCGACUUGCGAUCCUCCGCAAGUCAACUUCUGAGUUUCAAACCAUGCAUGCAACUCUUGUCUUAAAAAAGGACAAAGAGUUGUUUUCGCAUGGAAAGCAAUUUCACACGAUCCCGAAGGACCAAUUCUCUAUUCCUUCUGUUGAUGAUGUCAACAUAGCGCUUGCUCAAAAAGAUAGCACACGAGAAAUGCAAGCUCUUGAUGCGCCUGAUUUCCCUUGA